AUGGUGCUUCGCAUUGCAAGUCAUUUGCAACAACAAAAAAAACAACAGAACAAGGAAAAUAUCAACAUCAGACCAACCUAUUUGAAAGCACCAACAAUAUUUUCAACCAUGGACGAGAACCCACUUGCUGAGUCAUACUCCAUGGAUAUACCCCAUGUUGGUGCAAUUGAAUUACCGUUAAACAUCAAAAAUGAAGCAAAGGUCAUUAAUGCCCUUGGUGGGAAGGACAAGAUUUCUGAUGCAAUCAAAAACUCCGAUGUUCCCCUUGAGCUACGAUUUAGAAAAGACCCAUUCCAUCACCCUGUCCAGGCAACUACAUCCACCAAUGAACGUAUUUUGAUCAAAGUUUCAAUACCAAAAAAAGUGGUGAAGCAGAAUCAGACAGCACUGGUACGCGAAUUAAUUGAAAAGAAUAACAUUGAUAAAACGACUCCCAAAACAAAAGUACAACCGAUUGCUAUUGUUGAUAAGACAUUUAGGUUUAGGGCAAUGAGUGAUUUCCAAGUGAUUACUAAGAAUAACGCUGACGUGCAAGAUAUCACCAAAAAUGUACUUGAUGCAACAAAUUACGAAUCGUUAAAGUACUAUGUUGAAAAGCACAACAAUUUUCAUGGCUAUAUGGAUAUGAAUAACGAAUAUUUUGAAAACAAAGACCACAAUUUACCACCACCCCCAAUAUUUUCACCAAUAAAAUACCCCUAUGACUAUCGAUAUCAAAGGAAUCCAAUUACAUCAACCAUCAAAGAUGAGAAAAGCGGGGAGAUUAAAGUCGUAUCUAAAAAGACUCCUUUCAAGCUACAUACAAUUCUAAUUGACAUAUCAACAGACCCGCCGACUCAGCCGCCUUCUAAGUUAACAACAAAUCUAAACAAAUUGUUAAGUCAGAAACUACCAGUCAACAGUCCCGACUAUUUGCUUAUCAAGUGCAUUGAAUGGUGCAAGGAAGUGUUUUCUAUCAAGCCCAUUUGGAUUAGGCGUCAGUUGUACGAUAUCAUUCCUGAGGGGCUAAACCGAAGUUUGAAAUUUGCAUUACCAUACGUUACUUAUAUUUAUCGAUCAGGUCCUUGGCGAUUUUGCAAUAUUAAAAUUGGAGUCGAUCCACGAACAGAUUCAAGUUUUUGGCGAUACCAAAAUGAAUAUUUUCGAGUGGUUGGGGUUCGAAAUUCAUCACAAGAUUCGCUGAAGAAGGUUGUACCAAAAACGUUGGAAAACGCUCCAUUUCCUAUUGAAAUAUCACAGAAUUUGUUAUUUGACGGUGUUAACUUACCCUCAGCCGUGACGUAUCAAAUUGGAGAUAUUUUGGAUUUAGAUAUCACUUCAAUAAUUGAAAAUCAUAUGACGAGUAUGGGAAAAGAUUUCAUUCGUGAUAGUUUGGAUGUACUGGAUGGGUGGAUUAAUAAAACUACAAUGAAUUUGAUUAGACGUAUAAUGAGGUAUAAAUUACAACAAUUGGUAAAGGAGGAACCAAUCGAUCAAAGCAAGAUUUAUAAGAUGUCAAAUACUGAUUUUGUUAGGGAAGAGACGUUUGCUGACGACGCCAAAGUGGAUGACGAGGACACAAAGAUGGAAGUUUAUGAUUCUGAUGAGGGUGAAGAAGAGGAGGAGGCGGAGGAGGAGGAGGAAAAGGGUGCAAAAGAGGAAAUGGAGCUUGAGAAGAAGAUCGAUAAAGGAGAUAACGCGCUAGGAGGUGAUACAAUUAAAGAUCCUGAUGCCAUGGACGUUGAUGUCAACGUUGACGAUAUUUUCACUCGUCUCAGUAAUAUGAAUCAAGACACAGCUAAUUCGUUGCGCCAUUUGGUAGGGUUUAUUCGACAAGAUGAUUUAAGUAAUGAUUAG
Messenger RNA from Lodderomyces orthopsilosis Co 90-125, 1836 nucleotides. RefSeq names its product transcription factor TFIIIC subunit. Lineage: Eukaryota; Fungi; Ascomycota; Pichiomycetes; Serinales; Debaryomycetaceae. The record is from RefSeq and is a predicted model, not a curated record. Gene Ontology annotation, biological process: transcription initiation at RNA polymerase III promoter. The coding region runs from base 1 to 1836 and encodes 611 amino acids. The transcript has a single exon. Gene Ontology annotation, cellular component: transcription factor TFIIIC complex.